AUUAAAAAGUCACAGGUUCUUCAUAACCGGACCGGGAAAAACAACUACUCGUCUUUUGAAGAGUUGAUUAGUCCUCAAAUAGAUCUUUGGUGUAUUCAAAUUGUAUUUAACAUCUCUGAUCCUGUCAGUCAUCCUCCUCACAAAAGAUGACAUUGUCAUGUUAAGUCAUGUCUCACUUUUUAGCUGCAAUAUUUAAGUGAAUCUUUCGACAGUCGACAGUUGUCCUCGGUGGCAACGACCACUGAGAGCACGGCAGCGUUUGACAUUUAAUGUCCUUCGUUCAGUGGCAAGUUACACCACAUUUUAGCGUCUUUUGAGUCCAUGAGUCCGCCUUCCUGUUCAGCGAUGGAGUUUCACCAACAUGGAACCGAAAUUUCGUCCCCAAACGAACCGUUCAAGAACCUGUCUUUUACUACGCUAUCGAGUUUGGAAUUUGAAGCACUGAACAGUCUGGAUGAAAGCAUACGAUAUCACGAAACGAACGCUGUAGAUGAGAACAUCCAGUCUAGCAAGGAGCUGGGGAGACAUGACAAGAAAUUAGAGAACAAUGAUGUGAUGUUGCUGGAACCUCCGAACCAAGCUACUGCAACAAGACAACCAGGAAAAUUAAACGCUGGAUUUAUCUUGUUUGAUGGAGCUGAAAUGAAAUAUAUUUCAAAUGACGGAAAAGAUACAGAAACGCUAUCAAAACCGCCGGAACAACCAAACACGGACGGAAGUUUCCGAAGCAAAAGUUCCGAGUGUUCUACAAACAUUUCCGAUCAACCAGCGUAUUUGAAUUUAAGCUCUGAUGACUUAGUGGUGCGGGAGUCCUUCAAUGACAAGAAUUCGCGAAUUUCGCUGACACCCUACAAAAGGCUGCCAACCUAUGUUCAUUUUUCAACACCACAAAAAUUUUACUUGCUCUCUAUUGGUGCAGCUACCGUGUUAGCAGCGAACGCGUUUUACAUGAGUAUUGCGUUUUUCCUUUCAUUCCUCGGAAAGCAAGGUUUGUCAGAAAUAGGAAUUUGUCUUCACAUUCCGUUUCUAGCCUCCAUUUUGUUUACACUGUGCGGUAAGAAACACUGGGUACCAUUCCUCCCGACUGUUCCCAUCUGCCUAGUUUUGAUGGCUGCCUCUGUGGCCGUACUCCCGUCUCUUACGGCAGCUGGGAUUUCGCUGUCAAUCUUUGUUAUAUAUGGUGUAAUAACAAUCAAUGGUCUCUGUGCAGGUCUCAGCCAAUCAUUAGUCAAUCGUAUGGUUGUGUUGUUUCCUGGCGGGAAAAGCAGCUUGCUGGUUCGCUAUGGUGAAGGUCUUGGUUCUUUAUUACCAGCAGUGGUUCAACUAAUACUGUGUCUUUACCUUGGAAUAAACUUCACCGAACCAAAGCUGACUGACUCAACCACACUUUGUCUUUACGCGUUGUUUGGUGUCGUGUUCCUUGGAAUCAUAACAGGACUGGUAUCAUUCUUAAAGCUACGUAAAAGUGGGAUAUAUGAACUAUUUGCGGCUCGUGACUGCAUUGCUCACAGUCCUAAGAAUAUAACAUUAGGAUCUGUCCCAGAAACAGCUAAAAGACGGUACCACACAGUAAAGUGGUAUUUACUUGUGGAGUUUACGCUCUCAUUUACAAGUUACUUUGUGCUGUCUUUAGCACCGUCUAUUCAUGAAGCGACCUUCGAAAGUCCACAAUCAAACACUGAACCUUUCUGGAGAGUCUAUCUGGCUACAGUUUUGAUCGCAUUUUUCAGAGCUGGUCAUUUUUUUGGAGAAGUUCUAUCUCGUCUCUGCUACAAUGUACAGCUAAAACUCGACAACGACGUUAAGAUGUUCCUAUAUUUAUCAGCGUCAAUUCUUCGCCUUGGUUUUAUCAUCUGUGCCGUGAUUUUCACUCGUUCUCCUUUCUUAGUCUAUAACAAUUUGUUCAUGAUAGGUUUCUUCUUCAUGUUAGCUUUCACAAAUAGUUUUCUGUCCGUUACCAUGGCAUCAAGUUGUCAGUCACUGAUCAGGGUACAGCGAAACGACACAUGCCCCAUAGUGUCGCAGUUACUCUGGAUUGCAGAAGUACUGGGGGCAAAUGUUGGUAUUGCCUUAUCAUUCGUACAACUGACAAUUUAGAGUUAACAGAGCCCAUAAUAGUCAGAUUGGAGACUCGUACUGAUGAUGACGCAGAAUAAAGAUCCAUGGGACCUGCCUGUGUAACUCAUUGAUUGAGGACUUCAAACGAAAGUUACAACCAGAUCGUGACAAUGCUUAAGUUUCUAUGCUGCGCCUUAAACAGGCUUAAAGACACUUUUCCUCUGCUUUAGGUGAAAAAGCAUAAAUGAGCUGACCUCAGCAAAAUAAUGACAUAAGAAAUAACAGACAUAAUAUACUUAAGUCUUUUAUUGCUAGAAAUUAGAAAAAAUGUUUAUGUACAGGCUUUAACGUAUAAUGGAAAAUAAAA
Pocillopora verrucosa is the source of this 2425-nucleotide messenger RNA. RefSeq lists its product as uncharacterized. The record is from RefSeq and is a predicted model, not a curated record. NCBI's taxonomy places the organism in Eukaryota, Metazoa, Cnidaria, Anthozoa, Scleractinia, Pocilloporidae.